ACAGAGAUGGAAGGAGGGAGGUUCUAAUUGCCUGAGGUUUAACAGGCUUAAAAUAGGAAGCUGAUGUGGAAUUAAUUUUGUGGUGCUUUUGUAAAUGCUUUUGUCCUCUAAACAAGUGGGGACAGAGGAUAUCUUUGAAAAAACAGCAACGCUUCACCUGCAAUUUACUCCGAUACUCUGAAUUCAUAGGAAUGAUUUAUUUAUUCUGAAGAACCUUUGUUCAAUUUGCAGUGCUCUUCAGGUUUCAAGCCUUUUUGCUCCUGAUCCAGCUUAUGGAGGGCUUGAUAAUUAUCUCAUUAACUGGGUCCAGGGCUGAGUUAUUCUUUUUAAAAAAUGUAAUAGAGUUUUAAUUAAUUUAGUUUAAUAGAAUUUUAAUCAGUAUUAAAAUGUGAUCACAUAUAGGUAUAAGUCAAAGAAGUCAACGUGAUGAUAUUAUCAUUAAUCUUUGAUUCAGUUUUAUUUACUCACACAGUGAUGUUUUCUUGUUAAUGAUAUUUAGCUCGAUUUUAGAUUUCUUAGGUGCCCAGGAUCUACAUAAAAAUCCUCCAACUUCAGCUCAGAAUAGAAUUCCAACACAGUAGGGCCACACCCCAAAUGACUUUCUAUUCACUAUACUGCGUGGUAGAGUAUUAAUUGUUGUGGGGUGGUACCCUUAUCUUUUAUUUUUGGAAAAAUAAAAUUAAGGCCACUUUAUGAGGAACAUCUCUACACCUGCUCAUUCAUGCAAUUAUCCAAUCAGCCAAUCAUGUGGCAGCAGUGCAAUACAUAAAAUCAUACUGAUACAGGUCAACAGCUGUGAACAUACAGGUUAAUGUUCACAUCAAACAUCAGAAUGGGUAAAAAUGUGAUCUCAGUCGUUGAUCUGUUAUAGCCUAUCUACCUUAAGGCUUAAUGUGUUUUGAGAUGCUUUUCUGCUCACCAUGGUUGUAAAGAGUGGUUAUUGGAGUUACUGUUUCCGUCAUGUCCACUACAACCAGUCAGGUCAUUCCCCUCUGACGUCUCUCAUCAACAUGGAAUUUAUGGCUGCAGACCUGCCACUAACUGGAUGUUUUCUGUUUUUCACACCAUUCUGUGUAAACUCUAGAGAAUGUUGUGUGUGAAAAUCCCAGGAGAUCAGCAGUAUCUGAAAUCCUCAACCAAGCCUGUCUGGCUCCAGCAACCGUGCCACUGUAUUGGGUAACUUAAAGUAGAACAUGGGAUAACCAAAACAUGUGAUUGCAGAUUUUUUACCUUUUGAAUAUGUAACUGUUAUUAAAAAAACAGUAAAACAGGAUGUUGUGCCACCAGGACUGAAGCUGGAGCCCUCUGCUCUUGUACAUCCCUUUCAGUUUUUGAUUAGAGGUUAAUGAAUCCUAAUCAGUGAAAUCUUGUUGCUCUGGAAGCACAUCAUCAGUCAUGAUGGCUGUGCCAUGCUGUGCCUUCAGAGCAUGGCUACUCGUACUGAUGAGAGAAUGCAUCUCCCCCUUCCACGUUCGUUUUUUCUGUAUUUUCCCCCUCUAGCAGGGCAGUGGAGUGUGAGGAUCACCGGGGCAAAGAGACAAGGGGGGAGAUGGAGAAAGCAUUGUGGCCGGCUCAAAUGAAAUGGUAGCUAGGGAUGAAGGGAAGAAGAAAAGCUCAGCUUUUAGAAAAGUAAGAUAGGUGUCUACAGCCUGUGUGUGUGUGUGUGUAUUACUAUCAUGGCGGCAGGAAUAUAAGGGCAUCAGCAGUUCCUUCCUUGCUUGCCACCUUUUUAUCAUUGAGACAACUCCCUCCCUCCCUCUCUCUCUGCCUCUCUCAUUAGCAAUUCAGCCUUGUGAGCCUGCAGGCUCGGCUGUCUGUCACAGCCAUGCUGCGCCCUGAUUGGCUCUGAAGGAGCACCUGAUCCUUCAACAUUGGCUGGUGGAUUGAGCGGGGAGCAUUCUGCACUGCCUUCAUCGCUGGUGCUUCAAUACAGUGCUACUGCAGCCGUAAACACAGGGUUUGGAGAGAUACAGAGAAACAUACACACACUCACACACACACACACAAUCAGACACGGGCACACACAGUGAAGAAAAAAAACGCGUGGGGAUUUUACCAUCAACCCUCUGGAUAAGGACAGGAAUACAAACUUUCAUCAGGCUGACGUUCAUCAGUUUGCUUUGAAAAGCCACUAAAAUAGUGUUUUCUUAAAGACGGACGUUUUGGUAACCAUGGUGAAGCAGCACGAUGCUGGCAAAGGAGUGAAUAUCUGCUCUCCAUGGUGAUGGACGUAGAAGCCAGCUAAGCAUCUCUACGCCGUGUCUCUACGGUUACAAUCUCCUCAGUGCUUCAGGAGUUGGCUUCAUCCUGAUCAUCGACCGCAGGCAAGACAGAUGGGCAUCGGUGAAGGGAACACUACUGCGCAUCGCGGGCUCGUUCCCAGGAAACCUGCAGCUGGUAUUGGUGUUGCGGCCCACCGCCCUGUUCCAGCGUACACUCUCAGACGUCUUCUUUAGACUCAACAAGGAUGAGUUUAAAAUGAAGGUGCCGGUGAUCAUGCUUAGUUCAGUGACUGAGCUGCACAGCUACAUAGACCGCUCCCAGCUAACUCAGGAGUUGGGGGGCACUCAGGAGUAUUGCCACGAGAAGUGGAUCUCACACCGCACUGCCAUCGAAGGCUUUGCGCUGAUGGUGAAGAAGACGGCUCAGACGCUGCAGGCGUUUGGGACGGAGCUGGCCGAGACAGAGCUGCCCAACGACGUCGAGGCCACGUCCACCCUGCUGAGCGCUCACACGGAAAAGAAGGAGAAGAUGAAGGAGGAUCUGAAGAUAGCUCUGGGUCAGGGUGGACGCUUGCUGGACAGCAUCAAUGAGCCGCUGGCUUCAGAUCCAGACUACAACAUGAAUCACGAUGAGCUGGAGAACCUGGCUACUGUGCAGAGGCUACUGGGGCAGCUGGAUGAGACCGAAACAGCGUUUGAUGAUUUCUGGGAAAGACAUCAGACCAAGCUGGAACAGUGUCUUCAGCUGCGCUAUUUUGAACAGAACUUCAGGGAGGUUCGAGCCCAUUUGGACCAGGUAGCUGAUAAACUAUCCGGCUUCUCCGAGGUGGGUAUAAGCCCCGCCCACGGUGAGCACAUCCUGAAGGAGCUGACCAAUCACGAAGAGAGAACCUGUGAGGUGCUGGACCAGGCUCUGGCUCUGGCCGCUGAAGGAGACACACUGAUUGAGAACUCCCACUAUGCUGUGGACUCCAUCUUGCCCAAAUGCUCUGAGCUGCGGGCCGUGUGUGAGGAGGUGGGAGCUGUCCUGAAGGCCAAAAAAGCCCACCUGCUCAAAGCCAUGGAGCUCCACUCCAGCCUUGAGAAGGCUACCAGAUGGUGUGAUGAUGGAAUUUACCUUCUAGCAUCUCAGCCUGUUGACAAGUGUCAAUCACAGGACGGGGCAGAGGCAGCGCUGCAGGAGAUCGAGCGUUACCUGGAGACAGCCAAUCAGCACAAGCUGACAGACUUAACUGGCAUCUGGAGGGAGUACGAAUCCGUGCUGACGACAGAUUUUCGAGAUCAGGUGGAGCGGGUCUUCCAGAAACAGCUCUCUAUGGAGGACAUGUUUGAGAAAAGAAGAGUUAGCCUGAAGAAGUUAGCAGCUAAGCAGACACGGCCUGUCCAACCGGUCGCCCCUCGACCCGAAGCCAUCAUCAAAUCACCCAUGUCCUCUCCCGCACACAAAGAGAGGACUUUAUCAUCUGACAUUAUUAACAGCAAAAAAGACGAUACACUCCUGCAGAAUGGCAGGUGUCUCUCAGAAGAGGAGGAGAACUUGGCAGUACUUAGGCGUCAUGUAAUGAAUGAGCUGUUGGAGACGGAAAGGGCUUAUGUAGAGGAGUUGCUGUGUGUACUGCAGGGUUACGCUGAUGAGAUGGACAACCCCAGCAUGGCACUCCUCAUCCCCGGCACCCUCCACAACAAGAAGGACAUUCUGUUUGGCAACAUGGCUGAGAUCUACCACUUCCACAACAAAACUUUCCUCCGAGAGCUGGAGGCGUACACAGACUGCCCUGAGCUCGUGGGCCGGUGCUUUUUAGAAAGGAUGACAGAUCUACGGAUUUAUGAGAAGUACUGUCAAAAUAAGCCUCGCUCCGAGUCACUAUGGCGACAGUGCUCCGACUGCGCCUUCUUCCAGGAGUGCCAGAAGAAACUUGAGCACAAGCUGGGCUUGGACUCGUACCUGCUGAAACCUGUACAGCGCAUAACCAAAUACCAGCUCCUCCUCAAGGAGUUAUUAAAGUACAGUAAAGGUUGCGAUGGCUCAGAGGACCUGCAGGAGGCACUCUCGUCCAUCCUCGGCAUCCUCAAAGCCGUCAACGACUCCAUGCACCUCAUCGCCAUUACAGGAUACGAGGGGAACCUGAAUGAGCUGGGCAGGCUGCUGAUGCAGGGCUCCUUCAGCGUGUGGACCGAGCACAAGAAAGGUCACGCCAAAGUCAAGGACCUGGCACGCUUCAAGCCAAUGCAGAGGCACCUGUUCCUGCACGAGAAAGCGCUGCUGUUCUGUAAGAGACGUGAGGAGAACGGCGAGGGCUACGAGAAAGCGCCUUCUUACAGCUUCAAACACUUCCUCAAUAUGAGUGUUGUGGGCAUUACGGAGAAUGUUAAAGGAGACCACAAGAAAUUUGAGAUCUGGUGCAACUCACGAGAAGAGGUCUACAUCGUCCAGGCUCCAACGCCGGAGAUAAAAAUGGCGUGGGUGAACGAGAUCCGGAAAGUUCUGACUGGUCAGCUGAAAGCCUGCAGGGAGGCAAUUCAGCAGAAGACGUCCGAGCAGCUUUCUCCACUUCCCACCUCCAACAGCGGGAUCAGCCUGAGCCCCUUUAAAACCAGUCAGAAGAGUCAGAAGAAAGGAGAGGAGAAGAAAACUGAGCCUACACUCCCUGAGCUCAGCUUAGUGCCUGCAAUGAGAAACUCUGACAAGGUCAAAGAUGACACAGUAACCAGUCCCACCACUGACAGGGCCGCGGUGGCUAAAAAGCGUUUUACACUGCAGGGCUUCAGCAACCUCAAGAGUCAGAAAGAGUUCCUAACAACAGCUGGUGCUAAAAGCCUUACGUUGCCCAUGGUUACACUCUGCCCACCAGGAUAUCCCCCUAGUCCUGAUCACAAAACUAAGCGGCAUGAGAUUAAGAGUGAUCCCACGCCAUUUGGCUUCAAAGGGUUCAGUAAGGCCUCUCUCUCCAUGGACGCCUCGGAGGAGAACGACGGGUACUCCAGCGCCGAGGACCCCUUAAACUCUGACCCCGAGGAUGAGGGGAAGAAACUGUCUCCAGGCAAGUACAUUGUGGUAGCCGACUACGAUAAAGGAACUCAGGACCUCACAGUAAAGAGUGGAGACAUGGUGCAGCUGGUCCGAGAGGGCGCUGACGGCCAGUGGUUUGUGCGUAACCUGAAUAACAGUAAAGAAGGCUGGCUGCCUGCUGCUAACCUGCUCACUCUGAUCGGGGAGUCAAAGUCCUCACAGUCUCUCACCAGCUCAGAGGGCAGUGGCUCGGGCAAUCUGAGCACAUCAUCCAGCUGCAGUGAGACCUACACCAGCUUCUCCGACAUCAAACCCUGAGGCCUGUGUCUCCAUCCUGCCUCUAUAGCACCGCCUCAUGGCAGCUCCUACACACUGCACUUUCUGCUGAGACACCUUCUCCACCUCCUCCACCUCGUCCACCUCCAUCUCCUCUUCCAUGCACUGUAUUUAUCACCAGUCAUAGCGAUUUAACGCACAGCUUCACUCUCACCUUAUUUGUUUCCUGCUUGUGUUACAAGGAGAGACAGAAGAGGCUGCACUCCUUCCCAAAAAUAAGCUAUUUGUAUAUCUAUUAGUGCAAUAGUCUUCGAUUACAAAAGCAACACACUUUAUCCACUAAACUAAAAGCUGUGACCUUUAGUCUUGUACUGAGAGUGUCGAAACCGGUUUGGAAUAUUUUCAGGAACAUUUUUUUCUACUUUGCCAACAUUGUAGGACACUUGAACAGAGCAUUAUGUGACGUGGAUACAGAUUGUUGGAGUCGUGUCCAGUUUCCUAACUGUGAAAUGUCCUGUCUUAUUUACUGUAUGUAUUAAUCAGAAACAGCUGUAUAUUUUAGAUUAUUUCCUGUAUAUUUGUACAUAUAUUAUAACUUGACCUUGUUUUUUUUCCAUAAAAUGGCAGUAUAUAUUGUAUAUUAAAUGUUCAUGUAUGGUGUCAUCAUAUCUGAAGCUUGUUGUCUACACUAUUUUACUAUUUUAGGGGCAUUACAUUACUUACUUUUUUUAUUUUAUUAUUAUUAUUAUUAUUAUUAUUAUUAUUAUUAUUAUUAUUAUAAUAUACAAAUUUUCCCAAACAAAAUUUAUAUUAUAGUAAUAAUACCUUUUCAAAAAAAACAGUAUCUGAACAUAUUCGUGACAUUAUUUUAUCACAGAUUUAUUAUACUGUUUUAAGCAAGGCUUAAAUGAUGGGCUGAUAACAAUACAGCAUUUCCCAUAAAUUUAUCAUUGUGCCCCAAAGUUUUUUUUUUGUUUUUUUUUAAUUAUCUUCUUAAUUCCAUUUGUCUAUAUGUAAACACUGCACAUAUUUUAUUUUACACCUUAAAUGAAUUAAAUCUGCUGUAUUUCAGUCUCAUGUGGCACAUUGCCCUUGUAUUUCUCUAUUUUCAUAUUUGUAAUAAAGGUAUGUGUCUGCUAUGUAUACGUGUAAAGUGUAAAUAUGUAUUUAAGAGUAUGUAUGAAUUAAGAGAAAUUAAGCUUGAAUAAAGUUCACUGAAACA
Messenger RNA from Pangasianodon hypophthalmus (striped catfish), 6730 nucleotides. It is a transcript of the gene mcf2la, whose product is annotated as mcf.2 cell line derived transforming sequence-like a. NCBI's taxonomy places the organism in Eukaryota, Metazoa, Chordata, Actinopteri, Siluriformes, Pangasiidae. Gene Ontology annotation, cellular component: cytoplasm; extrinsic component of membrane. The transcript has 30 exons. Gene Ontology annotation, biological process: intracellular signal transduction; positive regulation of Rho protein signal transduction. The coding region runs from base 2479 to 5550 and encodes 1023 amino acids. Gene Ontology annotation, molecular function: guanyl-nucleotide exchange factor activity; protein binding. The record is from RefSeq and is a predicted model, not a curated record.